Molecule: messenger RNA, 591 nt
Organism: Plenodomus lingam JN3
Lineage: Eukaryota; Fungi; Ascomycota; Dothideomycetes; Pleosporales; Leptosphaeriaceae
Source: RefSeq, a predicted model, not a curated record
AUGGCGGACACCACUGAGGAGACGAAGCAGUCCAUUUCUGGAGAGGGACAGGCUGAUGCCAACGCUUCCCUAGGCGCAAAGGGCAGCGCAGAAUCAUCGAGGCGAAAGCAAACCAACGGCGAUGCCGACGAUUCUGACCCAGAACCUCAACCAGAGAAGUCCAAGUCACAGUCGAGGCGCCGCCAAUCUCGUGGCCGUGGCCGACGAGGCCAGGAUUCUGGCGCUGAAUCAGAUGCUCGAUCUGAUGUGUCGCAAUCUGGAGGCCGUCGCAACCGACAGCGCCAAAAGAAGGGCGGAAAAGGAGGAGGCCCCCUUGACGAUAUUACAGAGAACGUACCAGGAGGCGAGCUUGUUGGCGGUGCUGGCGACAUGGUUCAAGACACUGCUGGCAAGGCUGUCGGCUCUGUUGGUAACACUGCUGGAAAGGCCCUUGGUGGUCUGACUGGAGGUGGUAAUCAAGGCCAAGAGGAGGAGGGCGGCGGCAAAGACGGUGGCGAGCAACUGCGACUGCGAUUGGAGCUCAAUCUCGAUAUUGAAAUUCAAUUGAAGGCGAAGAUCCACGGUGAUCUUACACUCGGAUUGCUGAACUGA